AAAAUUGUUGCACCAAUUGGACAACCUCGGAAACAACUCCCAUGUUUCACAUGUGAACGGUGCCAACAAUGGAUCUUCCUUCCUACUUCCUAACUACCAAACCUACCUUUUGGGCGGAAACUCCAAUGCAGACUCGUUUCAAUUCCAAAUCCUACUUUCUCGCAUUCUUCUUCACUAUGAAGAAUAGUAGCCUUCAUUCUCUUCACCAGAAUUCUUGUUGCCAAUGGAAAUUGCACUUUCCCUUCACAAAUCCCAAACCCCUCUUCUGGGUUCUUCCUCUCGUGGGAACCUUUCCUUUUCGGGGCGUUGUUUUGCCUCAAAGGUGAAAAAUUGGAGCCUCCCCUUUUCCCGGAUUUGUUGUUCCUCCAUGGAACAAAGGCUGAAACCUAAACCAAAGAAAGUUGAGUAUAGGGAAAGAAAAGUGGCAGUUUUGGAUGAUACCCAGAUCAGGAAAACUUCCUCUUCUGGGCUCUGUAUUCAGAUAGAGAAAUUAGUUUUGUGUAAUAGGUAUAGGGAAGCAAUGGAGUUGUUUGAAAUAUUGGAACUUGAACAUGAUGGUUUUGAUGUGGGUGGUAGCACUUAUGAUGCUCUGGUGAGUGCUUGUGUUGGUUUGAGAUCAAUUAGAGGUGUCAAGAGGGUGUUCAAUUACAUGGUUAAUAGUGGGUUUGAGCCUGAUUUGUAUGUGAUGAACAGGGUCUUGUUUGUGCAUGUGAAAUGUGGCCUCAUGCUCGAUGCACGCAAGCUGUUUGAUGAGAUGCCGGAGAAAGAUAUGGCUUCAUGGAUGACCAUGAUCGGUGGAUUCGUGGACUCUGGGAAUUUCUCUGAAGCUUUUGGGUUGUUUCUGUGUAUGUGGGAGGAGUUUAAUGAUGGAAGAUCUCGCACGUUUACCACCAUGAUUCGGGCGUCGGCUGGAUUGGGUCUUGUUCAGGUGGGAAGGCAAAUUCAUUCAUGUGCUUUGAAAAGAGGGGUCGGCGAUGAUACUUUUGUGUCUUGUGCGCUGAUUGACAUGUACAGCAAGUGUGGUAGCAUUGAAGAUGCUCAUUGUGUUUUUGAUCAAAUGCCAGAGAAGACCACUGUGGGAUGGAACUCCAUUAUUGCUAGCUAUGCACUUCAUGGUUAUAGUGAGGAAGCUCUUAGUUUCUACUAUGAAAUGCGUGAUAGUGGUGCUAAAAUAGAUCAUUUUACUAUUUCGAUUGUGAUAAGAAUUUGCGCAAGAUUGGCAUCAUUAGAAUAUGCAAAACAAGCUCAUGCUGCUUUAGUUCGUCGCGGUUAUGACACAGAUAUAGUGGCAAACACCGCGCUUGUUGACUUCUAUAGCAAAUGGGGCAGGAUGGAAGAUGCCUGGCAUGUUUUCAACAGGAUGCGCCGCAAGAAUGUCAUAUCUUGGAAUGCACUGAUUGCCGGAUAUGGUAAUCACGGUCAAGGAGAAGAGGCUGUAGAAAUGUUUGAGCAGAUGCUUCGAGAAGGGAUGAUUCCUAACCAUGUCACUUUUCUUGCUGUCUUAUCUGCUUGCAGCUAUUCAGGAUUAUCAGAACGAGGUUGGGAGAUUUUUUACUCUAUGAGUAGAGAUCACAAGGUUAAGCCCAGAGCAAUGCAUUAUGCAUGUAUGGUUGAACUAUUAGGUCGGGAAGGCUUAUUAGAUGAGGCUUAUGAACUAAUUAGAAGUGCUCCUUUCAAACCAACAACAAACAUGUGGGCAACAUUGCUGACGGCAUGCAGAAUGCACGAGAAUUUAGAACUGGGAAAGUUAGCAGCCGAAAAUCUUUACGGGAUGGAGCCUGAAAAGCUGUGUAAUUAUAUAGUGCUUCUGAAUCUAUACAACAGUUCUGGCAAAUUGAAGGAAGCUGCUGGUGUUUUACAGACCUUAAAGAGGAAGGGUUUAAGAAUGCUUCCAGCUUGUACCUGGAUUGAAGUCAAGAAACAGUCAUAUGCCUUCCUUUGUGGAGAUAAAUCUCAUUCCCAAACAAAGGAAAUAUAUGAAAAAGUGAACAACAUGAUGGUUGAGAUAUCUAGGCAUGGUUAUGUUGAGGAGAAUAAAGCUUUGCUUCCUGAUGUGGAUGAAGAGGAACAGCGCAUUCUCAAAUACCAUAGUGAAAAAUUGGCUAUAGCUUUUGGACUUAUCAACACUCCACAUUGGACACCUUUGCAAAUUACUCAGGGCCAUCGUGUGUGUGGUGAUUGCCAUAGUGCAAUUAAGUUUAUAGCAAUGGUUACAGGACGGGAAAUUGUGGUAAGAGAUGCUAGCAGAUUUCACCAUUUUAGAGAUGGUAGUUGCUCUUGUGGCGAUUAUUGGUGAUGAUAAAAUUGUGUCAUUCAAGUCACAGUCCUUUAUACUGAGUAGCCUGUUGUUAGCUCACCUUAGCCUCACAUUUGAUUAGGAUACAACUAUAAUACAUGUAAUUUAUUCAGUGAUCCGUUAAUAAAAGUCCUAUUUUCUUCUAACA
Molecule: messenger RNA, 2444 nt
Organism: Glycine soja
Lineage: Eukaryota; Viridiplantae; Streptophyta; Magnoliopsida; Fabales; Fabaceae
Product: pentatricopeptide repeat-containing protein At5g50390, chloroplastic-like
Exons: 1
Coding region: 224-2296 (690 amino acids)
Biological process (GO): RNA modification
Molecular function (GO): protein binding; RNA binding; zinc ion binding
Source: RefSeq, a predicted model, not a curated record